AGGUUCUUGAACUGGGAUUUGAUUCCUCAUCCUAUGGAUCACUGAAUGAGUAACAGAUGGCCUUGCCUCGUCUUACAGGUGCUUUGCGCUCCUUUUCAAAUGUCACUAAACAUGAGGAUUACAGUGAAGAAUUAGCUGACUUAAUGACUAAAAGAUCAAAACUACAUGAACAGUUGCUGAAGUCUGAUCUUACUUGGAAGAAGAUAAUAAAGUUUGUUGAUGACAAUUUGGACAAAAAAGAACACCAAACUGUAAAUGGUGAUUUAAAAACCAUAUUACAAGCUGCAAAACAAAUAGUUGGAGCUGAAAAUGGACAGGAAGCAAUUGAAAGUGGAGCUGCUUUUCUCUUUAAGACAUUUCACAGAAAAGAAUGUGUUGGCCAUGAUGAGACAAAGGCGAUCAAGCAGAUGUUUGGGCCAUUUCCAUCAUCAUCUGCUACUGCAGCUUGUAAUGCCACAUGUCGAAUCGCUUCUCACUUCACUGAAGAACAGCUCACAGCUCUUGUACAGAUGGCUGAAGAGCAGAAUGGUGAUAACACAGUCUUCUUUGGUAAAAAUAUAGUGUUUUCAUUUGACAUGCAUGAUUUGGAUCACUCUGAGGAGCUGCCUGUGAAUGGUGAGGCCGAUGCACAGAAAAUUAUAAGCUUAGAUUACAACAAAUUUCUGAAUAACCAGCUGAAUCACUUACAGAAUUACUGUGAUGAGAAAUCUGAUCUCAAGUCUCUGGGAAAAGUAGAUGAUUCUUUUUUGUGGUACGAAGUUGGAAAGUAUCUGAAUGAAUCUCAAGGGGGCACGCCUGGAGGGCCGACAACAGAAGACCUCUGCUGUACUCUGUAUGAGAUGCUUGCUUCUACCAAAAGUGAUGAUGAGCUUCAAAAUGAGUUAUUUGAACUGCUAGGCCCUGAAGGUUUUGAACUCAUAGAGAAACUCCUACAGAACAGGUCUAUGAUUCUGGAAAGAUCUUUGACUUGUCCAAAUGAUACCAGGUUCCAGAUUCUGCAAG
This is a messenger RNA of Merops nubicus (carmine bee-eater), 1002 nucleotides long. RefSeq names its product activating signal cointegrator 1 complex subunit 3-like. The record is from RefSeq and is a predicted model, not a curated record. Lineage: Eukaryota; Metazoa; Chordata; Aves; Coraciiformes; Meropidae. The annotation marks the transcript as partial. The transcript has 4 exons.